UUCAUUUCGCCAAUCCGUAGAAAAUGCUGAGAAGAGUAGUGCUACAGGCUGCGACGCAUCGUCGUCGUCGUCCCUUCUUACCUUCUUCAAUAUAUGCAUUUCGACAAUGUUCAAUUUCUGCCUCUUCUUCUUCUUCGUCAGAGUCAUCUCAAAAUUCAAACAGUUCUUUCGUCGAACACUUGGAGGGCCCAAACCAAUCCACCGAAACCACUGCUCAAUCCUCUACCACAAUCUCUAUCGACCGCUCUGGCUUAUACAAUCCCCCUGACCAUUCUCACCAACCGUCGUCGGAUUCUGAGCUUGUUAAGCAUCUCAAAGGCAUAAUCAAGUUUCGAGGCGGGCCAAUCUCAGUUGCUGAGUAUAUGGAGGAAGUUUUGACAAAUCCGAAGGAUGGUUUCUAUAUGAAUCGGGAUGUGUUUGGAGUAGCAGGCGAUUUUAUAACUUCUCCCGAAGUGAGCCAGAUGUUUGGAGAGAUGGUUGGUGUUUGGGUAAUGUGUCUGUGGGAGCAAAUGGGACAACCAAACAGAGUGAACUUAGUUGAGCUGGGUCCAGGAAGAGGAACUCUCAUGGCUGAUCUUCUACGUGGUGCAUCGAAGAUUAAGAAAUUUACAGAAUCACUUCACAUACACAUGGUUGAAUGUAGUCCAACUUUACAGAAGCUCCAACAUUGUAGCUUGAAGUGUACAGAUAAGGAUGAUGCUGAUGGAAAUUUAGAGAAACAAAUUAUUAGCAAGUUGUCUGAGACUCCUGUAUCAUGGCAUGCCACACUGGAGCAAGUUCCAACUGGAGUGCCGACAAUUAUUAUUGCCCAUGAGUUCUAUGAUGCCCUACCAGUUCAUCAAUUUCAGAGAGCUUCUCGUGGCUGGUCUGAGAAAAUGAUUGAUGUUGCAGAAGAUUCAUCGUUUCGUUUUGUUUUAUCUCCGCAGCCUACACCUGCAUCUCUCUAUAUCAUGAAGCGCUGCAAGUGGGCUGAGAGAGAAGAAAUAGCAAAGCUUGAUCACAUUGAGGUUUGCCCAAAAGCAAUGGACUUGACUCAAAAUAUUGCUAAGAGAAUAAGUUCUGAUGGCGGUGGGGCACUCAUAAUUGAUUAUGGUUUGAAUGGAAUAGUUUCAGAUAGUCUUCAGGCAAUUCAAAAACAUGAGUUUGUUAACAUACUGGACAAUCCUGGCUCUGCUGAUCUGAGUGCAUAUGUUGAUUUUGAGGCAGUUAGGCACUCUGCGGAAGAAGUUUCAGAAGAUGUGUGUGUUCAUGGUCCAAUCACUCAGUCUCAGUUUCUUGGUUCUCUUGGGAUAAAUUUUCGGGUUGAAGCAUUGCUGCAGAGGUGCACAGAAGCACAAGCCGAGUCUCUGAGGACAGGCUACUGGCGUUUGGUGGGCGAAGGGGAGGCCCCAUUUUGGGAGGGUCCUAAUGAGCAGACACCCAUUGGGAUGGGUACUCGAUAUUUGGCAAUGGCUAUUGUGAACAAGAAGCAAGGCAUUCCAGUUCCAUUUCAAUAAAAGCAUUCAAUAAGGUUUUAUGUUGUAGUCAUAUGCAGAACACACACCUAUUGUCCUACACGUCUCAACGACGGGUUCGUUGCGCAAUUUCGGAAAAUCUUUGUGAAUGUUUUUGUCUUUGACAAUCCUUAUUGGGGCCACAGUUGGCAAUUUGGGUUGGGUUUUAAAGCAUGGGCUCCUAACGGUUUGGGCUUUGAAGUUGUUGACCAAUGAAAAUGAUUCAUGAGUGAG
Messenger RNA from Ilex paraguariensis (yerba mate), 1727 nucleotides. NCBI's taxonomy places the organism in Eukaryota, Viridiplantae, Streptophyta, Magnoliopsida, Aquifoliales, Aquifoliaceae. The record is from the annotation of a GenBank genome assembly.